This is a messenger RNA of Ixodes scapularis (black-legged tick), 1187 nucleotides long. RefSeq names its product ATP-binding cassette sub-family C member 2. Bases 1 to 1176 code for a protein of 391 amino acids. Gene Ontology annotation, molecular function: ATPase-coupled transmembrane transporter activity; ATP binding; ATP hydrolysis activity. Gene Ontology annotation, biological process: transmembrane transport. Gene Ontology annotation, cellular component: membrane. Lineage: Eukaryota; Metazoa; Arthropoda; Arachnida; Ixodida; Ixodidae. The record is from RefSeq and is a predicted model, not a curated record. The transcript is spliced from 7 exons.
AUGUCCGGGCCCUGCAUAGGCAUCGGCUUCUUGGCAUGCGUGGUGAGCGCGGUUGCCCUCGGCUGGCAGCUCGACUGGGUGAGGACGUGGACUAGGGCGGAAGGCAGCAUGGUGCCCAUGGAGUCGCAGGAAUCACCCUGGAUUUGGGCUCUCGCAGCCAUCUGCGCCACCGAUGUGGACCUUGAUUACAUCGACAAUCGACUGUACCUGACCGGCAAGCAGUGCGUCCAGCACACUCUGUUCGCAGUCUCCAGGCUGGUCAUCAUCGGCACCCAAUCAAAGUUCGUCUUGGCCGUUGGCGUUGCGUCCAGUGUUCUUCUCAUCUUCCUUCUGAGUGAAGUUGAGCCUGGUGUGAAGAAGUAUGACUUUAGCGUAGAGUUCUUGGAUGAGUGGCCAAAAAAAGGAAAAGUGGAGUUUGUCUCCUAUUCGGCAUCAUACAAGCCAGGAAUACUACCGGACGUGCUCAAAGAUAUCACCUUCACGGUGCAUCCUACCGAAAAGGUAGGUGUGGUUGGUCGCACUGGUGCUGGGAAGUCGUCUCUGGUCAUGGCUCUGCUGCGAGUUCUGAAGAGUUCCCAAGGGUCUAUUCUCAUCGACGGCGUCGACAUUGCUCGUGUUCCGUUGCAGAAACUACGCACCUGUGUCACCGUCAUUCCACAGGACCCAAGCCUGGUGCGGGGCACCCUACGCGAAAACCUGGAUCCAACGAACUCGCAUACUGACAAGGAAAUCUGGGCCGCCCUCGAGCAAGCUCAUCUCAGCGACGUUGUGUCGAGAGACCCUAAGCAGCUGCUUCUCGACACUGGGGAUGGUGGCUCCAGCUUCAGCGUGGGUGAGCGUCAGCUUUUGUGUCUCGCUCGCGCUUUGCUGCGGAGACCCCGGUUGCUGUUGUUGGACGAGGCCACGUCCCAGAUGGACGGCGACACGGAUCAGCUGAUACAGGCCACGCUUCGGGAAGCCUUUGCGACGUGCACCCAACUCACCAUUGCACACCGAUUACACACUAUCAUCGACUACGACAAGAUCCUCGUGAUGGGUGACGGCCGCAUUCUGGAAUUCGGAACUGUGCAAGAGUUAAUCUGCAAUCCAUCCUCAGUGUUCAAACAGAUGGCCAAGGAGACGCUGUUGAAAACAGCGCACAGAAGAAGCAGACCGACAGAACAUCAUCACUUUUAAAGUAAAAUUAA